Molecule: messenger RNA, 1387 nt
Organism: Nothoprocta perdicaria
Lineage: Eukaryota; Metazoa; Chordata; Aves; Tinamiformes; Tinamidae
Product: probable 2-ketogluconate reductase
Exons: 6
Coding region: 265-1251 (328 amino acids)
Cellular component (GO): cytosol
Molecular function (GO): hydroxypyruvate reductase [NAD(P)H] activity; NAD binding; glyoxylate reductase (NADPH) activity
Source: RefSeq, a predicted model, not a curated record
UGUUAGUUUAUGAUAGACUCCAGGGAAUGCACUGCAAUUAGGAAUUUUUUGGUGUCUCUCCAGGACAGAGAACUGCAAAAAACUCUGUAAUGGAGCAUUUAAAUAUUAACUUGAUAACUCAAAGUUCAUGAUGAAGCUGUGACAUUUAUUUGCAGGGGCUAGAUUUAGCCCAACACUUUUCUGAACUCCUUACACACAGCCAUUUGUGAUUCCAGCAUAGAGAAGAUAUAUGACAACAGAUUAGAGACGAUCUGAAACUAAAUCAUGGAAGGAGGAGAGCUACCUGGGCUUUUGGUAAAUGAAAUAGGAGGAAUGCAUGGGGUACUGCAUAGCCACACGGAAUUCCUGAAGAGACACUUCUACCUCAUCACCAUGAAGGAAUUGCUUGAAGACAGAAAGUACUUGAGGGAUAAAGUCCAAGCAAUCUAUUUGUGGUGGCACAAACCAGUCGUUGAUCGAGAGCUCCUCCAGAGCCUGCCAAACUUGAAAGUGAUUGCAAAUUCAGGAGUAGGGAUGGAUCACCUGGAUCUGAAACUUAUAGCUGGCUUUGGUGUGAAAAUGGCUAAUGCUCCACAUGCUGUCUCCAACAGCACCGCAGAUACCGGGAUGGCUUUACUGCUGGCAUCUGCUAGAAGAAUAAUAGAAGGCUGUCGUGUUGCAGUUGCUCCAAAUGUGGAAUAUUGUGAAGCUGAUCUUCUGGGAGUUGAAGUUACCAGAGCUACUCUGGGGAUCAUUGGAAUGGGCAGCAUUGGGUAUAAGAUUGCUCUGAGAGCCAGAGCAUUUGAAAUGAACAUUUUGUACCACAACAGGACACGGAGGAAAGAGCAGGAAGAGCAACUUGUUGGUGCCACCUAUUGUGGAAAGCUGGAGAGCUUGCUCCAGCAGUCAGAUUUCGUGAUGGUGGUGGUGAGCCUGACCCCUCAGACACGCAAGCUGAUUGGGAAGAGGGAGAUGGAGCUCAUGAAGCCCACGGCUACUCUCAUUAACAUCAGCCGAGGGGCAGUGGUGGACCAAGAGGCGCUGGUGAGUGCUCUCCAGGACGGUGUCAUCAGGGCUGCCGCUUUGGAUGUCACCUACCCGGAGCCGCUGCCCAGAGAUCAUCCAUUAUUAAAAUUAAAGAAUGUCAUAAUAACACCCCACCUUGGCAUUAAAACAGAGAAGACGGCUCGCAUGAUCACAGAGGAAGCAGUUGAAAACAUCCUAGCAGCUCUUCAUGGUCUCCCUAUGCCCAAUGAAGUGCUCCCAAACUGAAGUGCGAAAGGAUAUUGGAGCUCUAAAUGCUUCUGUUUUUCCCACUGAGAAUGACCUGUUCCAAGCAGGCAGAGAAAGCUUUGACUGAGUCUGAGAUUUUAUUAAAAAAAAAAAUAAAAACCUUAUGAAAUAGAGG